This is a messenger RNA of Neoarius graeffei (lesser salmon catfish), 3641 nucleotides long. It is a transcript of the gene sf3a1, whose product is annotated as splicing factor 3a, subunit 1. The record is from RefSeq and is a predicted model, not a curated record. NCBI's taxonomy places the organism in Eukaryota, Metazoa, Chordata, Actinopteri, Siluriformes, Ariidae. Gene Ontology annotation, cellular component: catalytic step 2 spliceosome; U2 snRNP; U2-type prespliceosome. Gene Ontology annotation, molecular function: protein binding; RNA binding. The transcript has 15 exons. Gene Ontology annotation, biological process: mRNA cis splicing, via spliceosome; regulation of alternative mRNA splicing, via spliceosome. The coding region runs from base 177 to 2537 and encodes 786 amino acids.
CAUAUUCAACACCAGCGGCUUCCUUCACGCCGCGAGACGGAUUUUUGUUCUCAACGUUUUAAAGUUCUUUAAAAAGUAAACGUAUUUUUUGUUACUCAGAAAAUAAGUUUACUCUUUAAGGAUCAUUAAGAAAAAAGUUGUUCGGAUCAGGUUGUGGGUUUUAUAUCCGAUCAGCGAUGCUGCCUGUACAGAUUUCUCAACCGGAAGUCAACAACAAGGCCGAUGAGCAGAAAGAAGAAACUCCGGCCACGAAACCCAUCGUGGGGAUCAUCUACCCUCCUCCUGAAGUGCGCAAUAUCGUGGACAAGACCGCCAGCUUCGUAGCGAGGAACGGGCCGGAGUUUGAAGCGAGAAUUCGUCAGAACGAGAUCAACAACCCCAAGUUUAACUUCCUGAACCCCAGCGACCCGUACCAUGCCUACUACCGCCACAAGGUCAACGAGUUCAAAGAGGGCAAAGGUCAGGAGCCGUCUGCUGCCGUGCCGAAGGUCAUGCAGCAGCAGUCCAUGCAGCAAGCCCAGCAGCAGCUCCCCCAGAAGGUCCAAGCGCAGGUCAUCCACGAGACGGUCAUUCCCAAGGAGCCUCCACCCGAGUUCGAGUUCAUGGCCGACCCGCCCUCCAUCUCGGCCUUUGACCUGGACGUGGUGAAGCUGACGGCGCAGUUCGUGGCCCGUAACGGCCGCCAGUUCCUCACGCAGCUCAUGCAGAAGGAGCAGAGGAACUACCAGUUCGACUUCCUGCGUCCUCAGCACAGCCUCUUCAACUACUUCACCAAACUGGUGGAACAGUACACCAAGAUUCUGAUCCCUCCGAAAGGACUGCUGCAGAAACUGAAGAGAGAGGCGGAGAAUCCCCGUGAGGUCCUGGAUCAGGUGAAGUACCGAGUGGAGUGGGCCAAGUACCAGGAGCGAGAGAGGAAGAAAGAGGAGGAGGAGAGAGAGAAAGAGCGUGUGGCAUACGCUCAGAUCGACUGGCACGACUUUGUUGUCGUGGAGACGGUCGACUUCCAGCCCAAUGAGCAAGGCAACUUCCCUCCUCCCACCACUCCGGAGGAACUGGGAGCUCGAAUCCUGAUCCAGGAGCGUUACGAGAAGUACGGAGAGAGCGAAGAAGUGGAGAUGGAGGUGGAAAGCGAGGACGAGGAGGACGAGCGAGACACCAGGGACGAAGGCCACACGGCUCAACUGGACCAGGACACACAGCUGCAGGAUAUGGACGAGGGUUCGGAUGAAGAUGAGGAGUCGAUGAAGGCUCCACUCCCUCCUGAAAACCCCAUGCCUCCUCCUCUGCCUCCUACUCCAGACCAGGUCAUCAUCCGCAAAGACUACGACCCCAAGGCCUUGAAGUCUCAGGCUGUCGUGCCGCCUGGUGAUGAGUUCCUCAUCUCUCCGAUCACGGGUGAGAAGAUCCCGGCCAGUAAGAUGCAGGAGCACAUGCGUAUCGGGCUGCUGGACCCGCGCUGGCUGGAGCAGCGAGACCGAAACCUCCGAGAGCGACAGAUCGAAGAGGAGGUGUACGCCCCCGGCCUGGACAUCGAGAGCAGCCUGAAGCAGCUGGCUGAGAGAAGAACGGAUAUCUUCGGUGUGGAAGAAACAGCCAUUGGUAAGAAGAUUGGCGAGGAGGAGAUCCAGAAACCCGAGGAGAAGGUGACGUGGGACGGUCACUCAGGCAGCAUGGCGCGUACGCAGCAGGCCGCUCAGGCGAACAUCACGCUGCAGGAGCAGAUCGAAGCCAUCCACAAAGCUAAAGGCCUGGUGCAGGAGGACGAGACCAAGGAGAAGAUCGGACCCAUCAAACCCAACGAGACCGCGCCCCCGCCGCUGCCCACCACCGUGCCCACCCUGCCCAAGCCCAGCCCACCCAUCAACACGGCUCCCAGAGUGCCAGCUGCAGUUCCUCCUCCGGUGCGCACCACCCUGCUCUCCGCCGUGCCCGUUAUCCCGAGGCCCCCUGUGACCCCCGUGGUACGCUUGGCCCCCGGUCAGGUCCUGACCCCGAUGCCCCCCAUGGUGCACGCUCCUCGGAUCAACGUGGUGCCGAUGCCCCCGGCCGCGCCCCACAUCAUGGCUCCUCGACCUCCACCCAUGGUGGUGCCUGCAGCAUUCGUACCUGCCCCUCCGGUGCCCCAACCUCCUAGUGCUGUUCCCGCCCCCAUGCCUCCUGCCCACCCUCCUGCUCCACACGAGGACGAGCCGGUGAGCAAGAAGAUGAAGACGGAGGACAACCUGGUCCCAGAGGACGAGUUCCUACGCAGAAACAAGGGUCCCGUCGCAGUCAAAGUUCAGGUUCCCAACAUGCAGGACAAGACAGAAUGGAAGCUGAACGGCCAAGUGCUGAACUUCACACUGCCGCUCACAGACCAGGUGUCCGUCAUAAAGGUUAAGAUCCACGAGGCCACCGGGAUGCCGGCCGGCAAACAGAAACUUCAGUACGAGGGUAUUUUCAUCAAGGACUCCAACUCUCUGGCCUACUACAACAUGAACAACGGGUCUGUGAUUCACCUGGCGCUGAAGGAGAGAGGAGGGAGGAAGAAGUAGAUCACACCUGUCUCUUGUCCUCUGUCUGUCUCUGUCUCUCAGAUCGGGCCGUCUCUGUCUCUUGCACUCGCGCGCUCUCCCUCUCUGUGUGUCUGUCUUUUGUGCUGUCACUCUCUCUCAAAUCUGGCUCUGUCACUGUCUUACGCUCUCUCUCUCAAAUCUGGCUCUCGCCAUCUUGCUCACUCGCUGUCUGUCUCUGUCGCGCUCUCUUUCUCUGUCGCUCGCUGUCUCUCUCACUGUCUCUCUUUCUCUGUUGCUUGCUGUCUCUCUCUCUGUUGCUUGCUCUCUCUGUCGCUCACUCUCUCUGUCACUCACUGUCUCUCUCUCUCUCAAAUCUGGCUCUCGCCAUCUUGCUCGCGCUCUCUCUCUCUCUGUCGCUUGCUGUCUCUCUCUCUCUCUGUCGCUCGCUGUCUCUCUCUGUCGCUUGCUGUCUCUCUCUCUCUCUCUCUCUCUCUCUCUCUCUCAAAUCUGGCUCUCGCUGUCUCUCUCUCUCUCUCUCUCUCUCUCUAUCUGUCGCUCGCUGUCUCUCUCUGUUGCUUGCUGUCUCUGUCGCUCACUGUCUCUCUCUCUCUGUUGCUCACUGUCUCAUUCUCUCUCUCAAAUCUGGCUCUCGUCGUCUUGCUCGCUCGCUGUCUCUCUCUGUCAUCUGCUGUCUUGUUCUCUCUCUCUUCUCUGUCGCUCGCUGUCUCUCUCUUGCUCUGUCACUCUCUCUCUCUCUCUCUCUCUCUCUCUGUCUCCUCAGAGUUUUAAGCUUUGAUGUUAAACACAGACUAUAAUCUGAAUCCAGAUCUGUUUAAUUAGUUGUUAAUGUUGUAGCUGAAAGUAAAAAUGUUCGUUUUAAUUACGCAGCUCAGAGUAAAUCAGUACAUCGUAAAGGGUGUUUUUGUUUUUUGGUUUGUUUUGUGGGGUUUUUUUGUUUGAGUGUUUUACUCUGAAUAACGUUUCCUUUCGCAGCUGAAACUCUGACGUGAUGUUUGAUGAAUAAACAAACUGAAAUAAAUUUGGUAAAUCUGAAUUUUGUUGGUCCUUGUUUUGUUUUUUUAUCUAAUGCCUGAGGGUCGGUCUCGGAUCAAAAAACAAUAAAAUUUCUGUUUCAAAAUUUGA